Molecule: messenger RNA, 920 nt
Organism: Lolium perenne
Lineage: Eukaryota; Viridiplantae; Streptophyta; Magnoliopsida; Poales; Poaceae
Source: RefSeq, a predicted model, not a curated record
AGGAUCGUCUCCAGAAUCCCAGGUCGUACGUCUCCAAAGCAGCAGCGACCGCCGGUAGCAGCUCAGGACCAUGAGAGGCCACGCAGGUAUAUAACCAAUCACACUGUCAUAUCCCAGGCUCAGAACCAGAGCUAGAUAGAGAUCGGUAGACGGAGAGAGGCUGCACUGCGCCGGAACGGCAGGGAUAUGGCCGCCGGGCCGACGAUGCACAAGCCGAGGGCCAAGAGCCUGUGGCUGCUGGUGCGCCGGAUGCUCUGCCGCGGCAGCAAGCCGCACAGACCAACUGCCGGUGCGUCGGCCGGAGACGGAGGAGACAACUACGGCGGGGAGAAGAGCAGCCUGCUCGGCCGAAGCGGGUCCCUGGAGGAGCUCCUGGGGUCGGACGGCGCCGGCCUCCAUGCCAGCGUGAAGAAAGAUGUGCAGCACGUCCUGCUGCCUGACCACCGGCAACGGCAGCCGGCGGACGUGGCUCGCCCGGAGGCCACGCUGACCGUGUCGUCGUCGGCGCGUGCUGGCGGUGCGGCCAUGCAGCAGUACCGGAGGUUCGUCUUCGGCGGGUUCCGGCGGCGGCUCAUGAUGCGGCGGCAGUGGCGGCCGAUGCUCGUCGCCAUCCCGGAGUGAUCGAUGCACCAGCCAACCGACGGGAAAGCUUCGAUCGGCCGCGUCGUGUGCUCGAAUCCUGCGGACUUCGGCUGCCGUUUGUGCACCAGUGUAUAGCUUUUCGUGUUGUUCCGUUCAUCCCGGCCACUUUGUUCGUUUCUUGCUCCGCGAUCGCCUUGUGGCUGAUGAUUCCGUUAUGGCGUGUUCGUAAUGCUGGUACUCGGUACAUAACUUGACAUUGCUUGUUUGGGAAGCGACUUGAACAAGUCUUUGCUCGAUCGGCGUAUAAGCUUUCCAAAUUAUCCAGCUAGCAAAUUAGA